GACUCUAAAGAGCUGACAAGGGUCACCAAAAGAUCUGACGAAAGCCACUCGCCCAGACGAUCACCAUCCAUCACUGGAGCUGAAGAAUAAAUUGAAGAUACUGUCUUGCUCUUCGGUGGCCUGACACCCAUGAGAAAAAAGACCAAUCAACUGUAAUCUUCAAAGGAUUUAAUAACCAAACCGCUUAAACCCCUCCAAGAUGAAGGCAUUCAGCAUUGCAGUUGCAGUGACACUCGUGCUCGCCUUUAUUUGCAUUCUGGAGAGCUCUGCCGUCCCAUUCACCGGGGUGCAGGAGCUGGAGGAGGCAGGGAGCAAUGACACUCCAGUUGCGGCACAUCAAGAAAUGUCAAUGGAAUCGUGGAUGAUGCCGAAUCACAUCAGGCAGAAGCGCCAGAGCCACCUCUCCAUGUGCCGCUGGUGCUGCAACUGCUGCAGGAACAAGGGCUGCGGUUACUGCUGCAAGUUCUGAGGGUUCCCGGCGCAACCGGCAAAUCUGAAUUUAUUCCACGUUUUAGCUCACCCCCAGAAAUGACCUUUUCUUGACUUCUUUCUCCAAUGCAUAGUCUGCUCUACACUGUUUUGUAUCAUUUUUUACCAGGUAUGAGUCGUGGACGAGCCCUGGGAAAAAAAAAAAAUGAGAAGCUAUUCUUUCUAUUUAUUUUGUAUGUUUCAACACUUUCAUCCUGUAGGUCUUUUUUUAAGC
Messenger RNA from Chelmon rostratus (copperband butterflyfish), 703 nucleotides. It is a transcript of the gene hamp, whose product is annotated as hepcidin antimicrobial peptide. Bases 200 to 469 code for a protein of 89 amino acids. Gene Ontology annotation, biological process: intracellular iron ion homeostasis; defense response to bacterium. The record is from RefSeq and is a predicted model, not a curated record. NCBI's taxonomy places the organism in Eukaryota, Metazoa, Chordata, Actinopteri, Chaetodontiformes, Chaetodontidae. The transcript has 3 exons. Gene Ontology annotation, cellular component: extracellular region.